AUGCUCAUCAACAUGCAGACUCGGCAACAAUCCAUCCCCUAUGUGGGGUGCAUUUCUCAGUUGUAUUUCUUCAUACUUUUUGCUAGUGUUGACAAUUUCCUUCUGGCUGUGAUGGCAUACGACAGGUACGUGGCCAUCUGUCACCCUCUGCGCUAUACCACCAUCAUGAGGAAUGGGCUGUGCGUAUUCCUGGUGGCUGGGUCUUAUAUGGCUGCCUGUGUCCAUGGACUUUUUCAUACUCUGCUCUUGGUCCGCCUGUCCUUCAGUGCCCACAAUAUCAUCACCCACUUCUUCUGUGAUCUCACUGUGCUGCUGAAGCUGAGCUGCUCAGACAUCUCCCUCAAUGAGCUGGUCAUCUUGACCGAGGGAGGAAUGAUUUUCUUCCUGCCUUUUGGUAUAAUUUUGAGCUCUUAUAUCCGUAUAGGGACCAUCAUCCUGAGGGUACCCUCCACUAAGAGACUCUUUAAAACCUUUUCUACCUGUGGCUCCCAUCUCUCUGUGGUGUCUUUAUACUAUGGGGCAGCUGCAGGUGUUUACUUUUUCUCCUCAUCAUGGGAUUCCAAAGACAUAAUUGCUUCAGUCAUGUACUCGGUAGUUACCCCCAUGCUGAACCCCUUCGUCUACAGCCUGAGGAACAGAGAUAUGAAUCAGGCCUUAGAGAUGUGUGUCAAUAGGGUUAAGCUCUUUAACUGA
Messenger RNA from Myotis lucifugus (little brown bat), 693 nucleotides. Its product is annotated as olfactory receptor 1J4-like. Gene Ontology annotation, cellular component: membrane. The transcript has a single exon. Gene Ontology annotation, molecular function: G protein-coupled receptor activity; olfactory receptor activity. The coding region runs from base 1 to 693 and encodes 230 amino acids. The record is from RefSeq and is a predicted model, not a curated record. Gene Ontology annotation, biological process: G protein-coupled receptor signaling pathway. Lineage: Eukaryota; Metazoa; Chordata; Mammalia; Chiroptera; Vespertilionidae.